Messenger RNA from Stylophora pistillata, 1812 nucleotides. RefSeq lists its product as uncharacterized. Gene Ontology annotation, molecular function: calcium ion binding. The record is from RefSeq and is a predicted model, not a curated record. NCBI's taxonomy places the organism in Eukaryota, Metazoa, Cnidaria, Anthozoa, Scleractinia, Pocilloporidae.
UGUCGGCGAAAAAGGACGCGUUGAAAAAACCUACAGGGAAAGCAACCGCGCAAUCGCUGGUAAGACAUCGCUACAUGUUAACAACAAAUUUCGGGCGGAUGUGGAAUCGGGCUUCCAAAAAAUCGUAAGCAACUUGGUUGACCUUCCUUCUGAUGCAGUGCAGGAUCUUUCAGUAGGAGACUGCCAAAUGAUCGUGGAAACAAGCAGCAAUAUCUCCUGUGAGAUUUCCUUCAGAUUGCGCAGCCUCAACAUGACUGGACCCGAAACCAUUAACAAAAGUGCGUCAGAAAACGCCGUUAGUGUCAUGGAUUCCGCGCAACAGCUAGAAAAAGCUUUGGCCAAGCUGAUAAACGAAUCCGUUACAAGAGGAAUUACUUUAAAUGAAAGCAGCGUUCUCUUAAAGUUAGACCCAGCUUCAUGGAGUGUUGGAAAAUACAUCUCUCUUUGCCCUAUUGGUACAGUACUCUAUGGAAACAAUUUCGUUUGCGUCAAUUGCCCACCAGGAACCUAUGGGGGCAUAAAUGGGACGUUACCCGCUUGUUUCCCUUGUCCCGUGGGAACGUUUCAGCCUGAUGAAGGACGAAUGUCAUGCGUUCCCUGUCCUGCUGGUUUUACUUCCAGUAGAAUGGGAUUGGAGGAUUUUUCUUUCUGCCAAGAUCUGGCACAAGACACGACCACGCCAAGAGCUAGGACAACCCAGUGGUCAGAUGUCCCCACAACUUUAUCAAGACCAUUUCCCACUGCCUCUUUGACUACCUAUGAAGAAACUUUAUCAAGACCAUCUGCUACUGCCUCUUUGACCACCUAUGAAGAUGAUGUUAGGACUGUGCAGCCUAAAGGUCUGAAUUUUCAGAGUUACCACGAUGUUUCUUCCAAAUGGAAAAUAGCCUUUGGAGUUUCCUUGGUUAUAAUCAUCAUAUUACUGGCAGGAAUUCUGGUUUACGGCAUGAACUACCGCGUCAAAAAAAUCAGACGAUUCGGAUUAUCAAAAGAUGAUUCCAACACGAGUUCAAAGAGUAGACAAACAUUCCAGAAUCCUAUUUACGACGAUAGUGAAGUUCAUGGACAAGUAUACACCCAGAGAAAUCUCACUUACGAGCUGACAGAGAAUUCGGGUAACAAGAAAAUGGUUGCAGUGGCUGAAAAUGACAAGGUCCCAUCCCAGAAUUCCAUGUGCAGUGCAUCAAAAGUUGAUUAGCAAGAUCCAUUGGAAUGUGGCCUUGUCAACGCAGCCUACCAGAUGACCGGCGAUACCGACAGGGAGAUGUAACGCUCCCUUGAAAGAUUACAACGUCUGCUGCCGCUAAAUAUCAAGAUAGACUUUGAUACUUUUAUCCCAGUUGAUUUUUUGAAAGGCCUAUUAAGUUUUUAUGUAUCAACAGUCUCUAAUGAGACAGGCUGAAUACUUUCGGUUGCUGAGAACAUUUUUUAAAAUAUAUAUGCUUUUAAAUGCAAUAAUAAGGAACAAAUCUAGAAAAUAUACUGACUUUCAAUUCAAAGAAGUCAAUUUAAGCAAAGUUAGGCUGUUAAUGAGGUCUUCGAAGAAACGUUAUAUCUAGAGAGAGUGUGAUUUGCACGAACUUCGCAUCGGAACUUUGUCUGCAAAGAUAAAAAUCUUUCCAUGUAUUUCUGGCAGACGAAAUUUAAGAUAAUUUUUCCGCAUACUGUCUCGUCGUAUAGUGAGGAUUCAUGCACUGCUAAAGAGGCAGAGAAACUAUCUGCCCAAAUGUUCAUUAGGGCUAACACUCUUUACAAUGGAAAGCUUACAGCCACAAACCAAGAAUUAUGGCGUAUCAAUGCAAUUCCAUUUAA